Molecule: messenger RNA, 1928 nt
Organism: Chiroxiphia lanceolata (lance-tailed manakin)
Lineage: Eukaryota; Metazoa; Chordata; Aves; Passeriformes; Pipridae
Gene: ZDHHC4
Product: zinc finger DHHC-type palmitoyltransferase 4
Exons: 6
Coding region: 499-1431 (310 amino acids)
Biological process (GO): protein targeting to membrane; peptidyl-L-cysteine S-palmitoylation
Cellular component (GO): Golgi apparatus; endoplasmic reticulum
Molecular function (GO): protein-cysteine S-palmitoyltransferase activity
Source: RefSeq, a predicted model, not a curated record
GUGGGGAUCGGGAACAGGGGGGACUCCAUGGGCUGGGAGGGCUUUUCCAACCUAAAGGAUUCUGUGAAUCUGUCUUGGCCCUCACAGAAAUACUAAAAACCUUGACCUCAGUCCUGUGCACCGGUGGAGAGGACUGGGAUGUGCUGGUGGAGGGGACUGGGAUGUGCUGGUGGAGGGGACUGGGAUGUGCUGGUGGAGGGGACUGGGAUGUGCUGGUGGAGGGGUCCAGGGGGCCCUACCUGGGCUGGGGCUGCUUCAUUCCCAUGGUCAGUGAAUCCCAGGCCCUGCUGCAGGGACUCAGCCCCGGGGGGCUCUCACAGCUGCUUCUCUUUCGUUCCAGGGCUCGGGAUGGACUUCCUGACACUCUUCUUGGUUUACCUGUGCUUUGUGCUCCUUGUCACUGCUCUGCUCUGCCUCUGCUCGGGAAGGAAGGAGAGUUUCCUCACAAGGAGUGUCACCAGGGCAAGCCAGGUAAAGAACUGGCCUUCCAGGCAAUGAAUGAGCUGCCAGGUGCUCUCGCUGGUGAUCCCCACCCAGCUGCAGAGGGUGGCACACAGGGUGGCACACGGGGCACUGCACAGGCUCUUCCACACCAGGAGCUGUUUGUUUGUUGUCCUGCACAUAGCCUUGCAGGCUGCAGUGUUUGGGGAAUACACCUGGGAAGUGUUUGGGUACUGCUGGGAGCUGCAAUUCCACCUCCUCCUCCUCCUCCUGCCCUACCUGCUGCUGGCUGGGAACAUGGGCUGCUUCCUGCUCUGCUCCCGGGCCAAUCCUGGUAUAAUAACAAAAUCCAACCAUGCAUCCCUGGUUAAGGUUUAUGCUUAUGAUGGUGUGAUGUUCCAGAGAGGCACCGUGUGCCCCACGUGCACCAUGGAGAAGCCAGCCAGGUCCAAGCACUGCAGUGUGUGUGGGACGUGCGUGCAUCGCUUCGACCACCACUGUGUGUGGCUCAACAACUGCGUGGGGGCCUCCAACGCCGCCUGGUUCCUGCUCUACCUGCUGUCCCUGACGGCCACGGCCACCGCCCUCGCUGCCAUCACCCUGUCCUUCCUCAGCCACGUGGUGCAGCUCUCCAACCUCCUGCACAGCACUUACCUGGAUGCCCAGGGCCAGGAGCACCCCGUGGAGAUUCCCUUCCUCGUCCAGCACCUUUUCUUGACUUUCCCUAGGAUUGUCUUCAUGCUGGGGUUUGUUAUCCUGCUCACACUCGUCCUGGGUGGAUACAGUGCUUUCAGUCUGUACUUGGCCUUCACCAACCAAACCACCAAUGAAUGGUGUAAAUCCAGAAGAUUUGGGGUGUCCCACCAUCUCUCAUCACAGCCCCCUGACAGACAAGUUGUCUACAAAAACAUUUAUUCUAAAGGAAUCUGGAGGAAUUUAAAGGAAAUCUUUAGGCCUCCUACAGCAUUGGAAAGGAAGAAGAAAACAUGAAGAUAUUUGUGCAUCUUUAAACUUUUUUGGUAAGAUUUUUAUUCCAGCAGUGGGUUUGGAUGCCCCAAACAGCUUUUGGAACAAGAUUACUGCAGAACUCGGGUUGAUGGUGCCCCAGCAGAGCAAGGUUAAGAUCCCUCCCUCUGUGAGGUGUCUGAGGUUCAGCUCAGUCCUGUCUGCAGGAUACAGGGACCAGUAGGAAUUUCCUGGGAUGGAGAGGCUGGUUUGGUCCAUCUUCCUGCAGUGAAUGUUCCUCUCUGGGAAGGGCCAACACAGCUGCUGUGAAUUUUGAGGAAGCUGCACCUUUUGUGAGUAUCUUUGUGUGGGAAAUGAUUAACCCAUUACUGUAACAGUACAACAGGUAGUAUGUAUUUAACUGGAAAAAAAAUGGUUAUUGACAGGAUCUUAACCUACAGAGACCAUGUUCUGCUGCAGAUUUUGUACUAAUGUGGAGCACCUUCAUUUCAGGAAGGACAAUUAAGUGCUGCAUCCCCUUA